GCUUCAGACUUCACAAAUCCAACAUGAUACAAUCAAGGCUUUCAGCUGCCUUUUUGUUUUUGUUGGGUUUGUCAUUUUGCCUGACAAUCCCCAUUCCCCUUGAAGACAGCCAUGAAUUCACAGAGAAAGACCUUCAGUUUGCAGAGCGUUAUCUCAGGACUCACUAUGAUCUCCGUCCGAAUCCUGCUGGGGUAAUGAAGAAAAGUGUCAAUACAAUGGCAUCAAAACUAAGAGAAAUGCAAGAGUUUUUUGGCUUGGAGGUGACAGGCAAAUUAGAUGUUGAAACAUACGAGCUGAUGCGGAAACCAAGAUGCGGUGUCCCAGAUGUGGGGGAAUAUAACUUUUUUCCUAGAAAACUCAAAUGGUCGAAAACUAAUUUGACAUACAGAAUUAUGAACUACACUUCAGAUUUGAGACGUGCUGAAGUAGACAGAGCUUUUAAGAAAGCAUUCAAAGUCUGGUCUGAUGUGACACCUCUUAACUUCACGAGAAUACGAAGUGGUAUAGCUGAUAUCAUGAUCUCCUUUGGCACUAAAGAGCAUGGUGACUUUUACCCCUUUGAUGGACCUUCUGGAUUACUGGCUCAUGCUUUCCCCCCUGGUCCAGACUAUGGAGGUGAUGCCCAUUUUGAUGAUGAUGAGGCUUGGUCAGAUGAUUCUAGAGGGUAUAACCUGUUUCUUGUUGCUGCCCAUGAAUUUGGUCAUUCAUUGGGACUUGAACACUCCAGAGACCCUGGAGCUCUGAUGUUUCCAAUUUACACAUACACUGGAAAAACUGGUUUUGUACUUCCUGAUGAUGAUGUGCAAGGAAUCCAAGAGCUCUAUGGUGCUGGAGACAAAGACCCCAACCCCAAACAUCCCAAAACACCAGAAAAAUGUGAUCCUGAUUUAUCACUUGAUGCAGUAACAGAACUUCGUGGGGAAAUGCUGGUCUUCAAGGACAGGUUUUUCUGGCGACUGCACCCUCAGAUGGUUGAGGCAGAACUGGUGUUACUUAAAUCAUUUUGGCCAGAGCUUCCAAAUAAAAUAGAUGCAGCUUAUGAAAACCCUGUCAAAGAUCUUGUGUACAUGUUUAAGGGAAAGAAAGUCUGGGCUUUGAAUGGCUACGACAUAGUUGAAGACUUUCCAAAAAAGAUAUAUGAAAUGGGGUUCCCAAAGGAAAUGAAAAGAAUAGAUGCAGCUGUCCAUAUUAAGGACACUGGCAAGACUCUUUUUUUUACUGGAAAUAAGUACUGGAGUUAUGAUGAAGAGGCGGAUGUUAUGGAUGCAGGCUACCCCAGGCUGAUAGAGGAUGAAUUUGCAGGAAUUGGUGAUAGAGUGGAUGCAGUCUAUCAAAGAAAUGAUUAUCUCUACUUCUUCAAUGGGCCUCUGCAGUUUGAAUACAGCAUCUGGAGCAGAAGAAUUGUCCGUGUCCUGCAUACUAACUCACUAUUUUGGUGCUAAUUGCAGUUGAGAGCCAUGUCAUAGGCUGCAGAGCAGCUAUAGUACAUGGAAAUAGAAAUAUGGUCAUAUAGAUUUAUUAGUGGACAGCAAGGUUCUGUGAACAAGCACUGCCUACCUACCACCAAAUGUAUACUGUAUAUAUGGAACUUCAUAGCUCUAUGUCAGUCUGAGACUGAUUAACUUAAUAGGAAAGAAGAAAAGAAAUUAUUAGCAUUUUAGGGGGGCAUUACAUAAUUAGAAGUUACAUCAUUUCAUAGGUAAUAUUAAAAUGAAAUGCUGGAUACAACCUACAUGAUCAUGAGCACUAAUAAUUCCCAGUAAUCUGAGCAUCUCCAGCAUCUUUCAAGGACCUCCUAGCAUUCUCCUAGAAAUAGAUGUAAUAAACUCAGGAGUGCCAAAUUUUCAAACAAAUCAUUCGGAUUUUUUAAUGAAAUUCCUGUUAAUGUACUGGGAAUCAGUUGUGUAAUGACUGAGUCAGGACCUUAUGGUGACACCCUAAGCUGGGUAACACCAGAAUGGAACACUGAAGUUAGAGAAUUCAAAGGUAUUUGAAUGUAUCCCCUUUUGAAUGGGAAUGUCCCCUUGGAAAUGGAUGUCUCUGCCAUGUCUGGAAUGAGCAGAAGUUAUAGAAGCAAUGAGGUGUUAUUCCAAAGUAGACAGAAAAGCAAGAGAAGGAAAUGUUCCCUCCAGAAUCAUCAGCUGGAAUGACACUGGGAAAACCAGACCAUAGCUGCAUCAACAAGGGAAUCACACAGAUUGAAACCUUGCACAAAGCUUUUCAGCUGCUGUAAACUGAAGGAGUUUAAGUCAAGUGACAUUUAUGGAGGCUUUAUGUGCCAGCAGAG
This is a messenger RNA of Calypte anna (Anna's hummingbird), 2287 nucleotides long. Its product is annotated as collagenase 3. Bases 24 to 1442 code for a protein of 472 amino acids. NCBI's taxonomy places the organism in Eukaryota, Metazoa, Chordata, Aves, Apodiformes, Trochilidae. Gene Ontology annotation, biological process: proteolysis; extracellular matrix organization; collagen catabolic process. Gene Ontology annotation, molecular function: metalloendopeptidase activity; zinc ion binding. The record is from RefSeq and is a predicted model, not a curated record. Gene Ontology annotation, cellular component: extracellular matrix. The transcript has 10 exons.